This is a messenger RNA of Odontomachus brunneus, 2185 nucleotides long. RefSeq names its product probable pyruvate dehydrogenase E1 component subunit alpha, mitochondrial. Bases 92 to 1282 code for a protein of 396 amino acids. Gene Ontology annotation, cellular component: intracellular membrane-bounded organelle. The record is from RefSeq and is a predicted model, not a curated record. NCBI's taxonomy places the organism in Eukaryota, Metazoa, Arthropoda, Insecta, Hymenoptera, Formicidae. Gene Ontology annotation, molecular function: pyruvate dehydrogenase (acetyl-transferring) activity. Gene Ontology annotation, biological process: pyruvate decarboxylation to acetyl-CoA. The transcript has 6 exons.
CGUAGACGACAGGUAUUUCGUAAAAUCAGUGAAGCGUAAAACUCAAGUUCUUCCUUCUACUUUCGUUUUCUUUUCCUCGCUACUGAAGAAAAUGAUACCGAAUUGUAUCAGGAAUGCGAUCGCACAGUCGUCUCGACGAAACGUAGCUUCAUUUUUUUUAAGCAAGAAAAAUAAUUAUGCCACUGAAGCUUUCUUUGAGACCAAGCCCUAUCGUCUGCACAAAUUGGAUUCAGGUCCUUCCAUUAAAGUUACUGUCACUAGAGAUGAAGCCAUUGAGCUAUUUAAGCAGCUACAUAUGAUACGUCGCAUGGAAACAGCUGCUGGCAAUUUGUACAAAGAAAAAAUCAUCCGUGGUUUCUGCCACUUGUACUCUGGACAAGAAGCUUGUGCAGUUGGCAUGAAAGCUGCUAUGAGACCUCAGGACUCUGUAAUCACAGCUUAUCGUGCACAUGGCUGGACAUAUUUGAUGGGCAUAGACACAUUCGGUGUCAUGGCAGAACUCACAGGCAAACAAGGUGGCAAUGCUAAGGGAAAGGGUGGUUCCAUGCAUAUGUAUUCGAAGAACUUCUACGGAGGGAACGGCAUCGUCGGUGCUCAGGUGCCACUGGGAGUCGGAAUCGCCUUUGCGCAUAAAUACAUGAACACUGGCGGUGUUUGCCUAGCGUUGUAUGGCGACGGCGCGGCCAAUCAAGGUCAGGUGUUCGAAGUGUAUAACAUGGCGAAACUCUGGGAUGUGCCUUGUAUCUUUGUCUGUGAAAAUAAUGGCUAUGGAAUGGGUACCAGCGUGGAUCGCGCCUCAGCGAACACAGACUAUUACACCAGAGGCGAUUAUGUACCUGGAAUAUGGGUGGAUGGAAUGGACGUGUUAGCCGUGAGGGAAGCCACGAGAUUCGCGAUAGACCAUUGCACCUCUGGCAAAGGACCGAUAGUCAUGGAAACUGUGACGUACAGGUACAGCGGGCACAGUAUGUCGGAUCCAGGAACCAGCUACCGCACGCGACAGGAAGUGCAGGAAGUUCGACAGACGCGAGAUCCUCUUACUAGUUUCAAGGAGAGAAUUCUGAAUGCUAACCUCGUCACCGCCGACGAAAUCAAGACGAUAGAGGGUGACAUUAGGAAAACUGUGGACGAUGCUGUGAAAGCCGCCAAAACCGACAAGGAAAUUCCCUUGAGCGAACUCACUGCCGACAUUUAUACGACGUGCCUAGAAAAAGGAAUUCGUAACACGACCCCUUUCAAUCCUUUAUCACAUACCAGAUUAGGGCCAGCUGUGAACGCUUAAAAUUGCUCAAACAUCGUUUUAUAAAGCAUUGUAUAUUUUACAGUCACGUAUCAUCCUCCCCUUCUCAGUGUCCUUAGUGAGAUAGAUAGAUAAGUUUAUAGAUCAAUGUAGAACAAUGUACAUGUUUUACAUAAGAUUCUUUUUAAUUCAAGGAUUUAUUUUAUUGAGAAGGAGUGGGUGCUGAUGACGGUUUAAUUUGAGUACAAUUCUCGCACAUAAACGCGGUGCUCCAACGUAUACGUUUUAUAUUAGACUAUCUGCUUAAAAAAAACAAUCUUCGAGGCUCGAAUGUAUUUAUUUCCAAUAAGCAGAAGUUACUACGAAGAUCCUGUACAAUGUGCGCCUAAAGAUCUGAGCCGUCUGUUAAUGUGUUAAGGCUCCUUCCACUUCGCCGGUCAUGUCAGAUUUGUGACGUCAGAAGCGAGGAAUGACAUGCUGACGAAAGUUGCGUGCCAUUUCUGAACAAAAGUAAAUAUAGAUAAAGAGUAAUUGAGAUUGAUUGCUUGAGCGCAUCUGUAAAGUUAUCCGAAAGGUGUUCCUUUCCUUUGAUGAUCAGUAAAUAGUUAUAUAAUAAAUGGUGAAAUGAGACACAUGAAAUGAUAAAAUAACUCAGUUUUGUCUGCAUGCUUCAUUUCAUCAUUUAUUAUGCGAUUACUUAUAAAUCGUUAGAGGAAAAGGAUACUUUUUGGAUAAGUAUGCUCAAAUUAUCUCAAGUGCUUUAUCUUUAUCUAGAAAUAUCUAUAUCUUUAUUUAGAAAUGGCACGCAACUUUUUCGUCGUUCCUCGCUUCUGACGUCAUAAAUUCAACACGGCCGCGGCAAAGUACAAGGAAUUUUAAUAUAAAAGUGAAUGUAAAUAGCGUAAGAAAACAAAGAAAUAAAAAUUUGUUAACAGAUACUCUCAA